AUGGCCGACGCAGGCUUGACCGUUCUUGAUGGUUCACAGCUGCGAUCCAUCGACCUCUCUCUGCCGUUUUCUACCGGCUCUGUCACCGGAGCUCAGGUGCUCGAACUCGCAGAAUCGAGAGCUUCCUCAUCGCUGUUUGGCCUCGCAUUACCGGAAAAUCUCAUGUCCGACGCUCUCAAACGCCUCAACAUCGACGCCGCCGCUUUCCGACGUGCAGAACUUGACGAGGAUCAGGCUGCUUCUAAGCUGAAAGAUUUCAUCACUGCGGUCGCCGAUGGGCUCAAAGUACAUCCAUGCGUAAGAUCUUCUGAUGGACUUGAAUCUUCAUUGAGCUGCACUGCUGACUUGGCUGUUUUGUUGGAGCUACAGGCUUGGCCCUUAGGAAUCUCUGUCCCUAGGGUACAGCUAGAGAAGGAUGCAGGGGACGACCGUCCUCUAGAUGAUCCCCUUGUUGUUGCCAUUUUGGAUGGAAAAACACUAAGGCUGUUUUUGGAAGAUGAAGAUGAUUUUGCGAUGCUAGCAGAGAAUCUCUUCACUGACUUAGAUGGAGAAGAUAAGGGAAAGAUUGGACGGAAUGAGAUGCGAAGUGCUCUUGUUCAUAUGGGUGUUGAAAUGGGCAUUCCUCCUUUUGCAGAAUUCCCUCAACUAGUUGAUAUCUUAAAGAAACAUGUAGCUGAGGGGGAUGAAGAAUUGGGGCAAGCACAAUUUGCUCAAUUGCUACAGCCGAUUCUGCAGGAAUUGGCAGAUGCCCUGGCUGAAAAGCAUGCUGUUGUCAUCCAGAACAUCAAGGUCAAUAAUGGUUCUCAGCUAAGAAAGCUUCUGGCCAAUGAAAAGCUACUGGACGACACAGUAGAGAGGAUAAUGCGUAAGCAUCAUCAAAAGAAUGAGCAAAGGAGUACAGACAUAAUUAGGAAGUUUCUUGAGAUAAAUGGGAAGGAGUUGGGGUUACCGCCCUUACAAGAUGAUGAAGUGGUGAUUCUUCUCUAUGAUGCAAUAUUUGCCGAUAUAAAUAAUGGAAAGCUUGCUGCAGUAUCAGAGAAGAAUGACUUUGUGGUACUUCUGAAGGAGAUCCUUGAGAAAUUUGCAGAGCAGCUUGAAGCCAGUCCAGUUUUUCAUGAUCUUGACAAUUAG
This is a messenger RNA of Ilex paraguariensis (yerba mate), 1131 nucleotides long. Lineage: Eukaryota; Viridiplantae; Streptophyta; Magnoliopsida; Aquifoliales; Aquifoliaceae. The record is from the annotation of a GenBank genome assembly.